AUGUCUGCCGACCAAGCACAAGUUCCCACCUUCAAGCUCGUCCUCGUCGGUGACGGCGGCACGGGCAAGACCACUUUCGUCAAGCGCCACUUGACGGGAGAGUUCGAGAAGAAGUACAUCGCUACCCUCGGUGUCGAGGUCCACCCCCUCACCUUCCACACCAACUUUGGCACGAUCUGCUUCAACGUCUGGGACACGGCUGGCCAGGAGAAGUUCGGUGGUCUCCGCGAUGGCUACUACAUCCAGGGCCAGUGCGGCAUCAUCAUGUUCGACGUCACGUCCAAGAUCACGUACAAGAACGUCCCGAACUGGCACCGCGACCUCGAGCGCGUGUGCGAGAACAUCCCGAUCGUUCUCUGCGGCAACAAGGUCGACGUCAAGGAGCGCAAGGUCAAGACGGGCGCCGUCACGUUCCACCGCAAGAAGAACCUCCAGUACUUUGAGAUCUCGGCCAAGUCCAACUACAACUUUGAGCGACCCUUCCUGUGGCUCGCGCGCAAGCUGGUCGGCAACGCCAACCUCGAAUUCGUCGCCGCGCCCGCGCUUGCCCCGCCCGAGGUCCAGGUCGACGCCGCGCUGAUGCAGCAGUACGCGAAGGAGCUCGAGGCGGCCCAGGCAGCUCCCCUCCCCGAGGAGGACGACGCAGACCUCUAA
Rhodotorula toruloides NP11 is the source of this 654-nucleotide messenger RNA. RefSeq names its product GTP-binding nuclear protein Ran. The transcript has 6 exons. Gene Ontology annotation, biological process: protein import into nucleus; ribosomal subunit export from nucleus. The coding region runs from base 1 to 654 and encodes 217 amino acids. Gene Ontology annotation, molecular function: GTP binding; GTPase activity. Gene Ontology annotation, cellular component: nucleus; cytoplasm. NCBI's taxonomy places the organism in Eukaryota, Fungi, Basidiomycota, Microbotryomycetes, Sporidiobolales, Sporidiobolaceae. The record is from RefSeq and is a predicted model, not a curated record.